Molecule: messenger RNA, 3788 nt
Organism: Musca domestica (house fly)
Lineage: Eukaryota; Metazoa; Arthropoda; Insecta; Diptera; Muscidae
Gene: Mgat4a
Product: alpha-1,3-mannosyl-glycoprotein 4-beta-N-acetylglucosaminyltransferase A
Exons: 3
Coding region: 1586-3340 (584 amino acids)
Biological process (GO): protein N-linked glycosylation
Cellular component (GO): endoplasmic reticulum-Golgi intermediate compartment; Golgi stack; endoplasmic reticulum
Molecular function (GO): acetylglucosaminyltransferase activity
Source: RefSeq, a predicted model, not a curated record
GAUUGUUAAAUGUGCUGGACAAGAAAGGAAGAGGGAAAAAUAUCAAAACGUGCCCCUCAUACCUGCCGCUAAGGAGGAGGACCCGCUUCGUUCAUUCAUCUAUGUGGCUGUCUAUUCAUUGCAAACCAAAUGUAUUUCCACAUUUGUUGACAAGACAAGAGCAAGUGUAUCUCCAACACACACAAGUUGUUGCCAUUGUUGUUGUUGUUGUCGUCAUUAUUGUGGAAAACGACGAAGGCGACGACGUUUUGAACUCAAAACGUUCAAUUCUAUCUAGGCAACUGAACUUAGUUCUACACGGUCUCCUCCACAAGCCGGUCAUGUGAAUAGCGUCGUUAUUAUGCGUUCCCAGUGUCACAAGCCAUCGCAUAACAAACGUCGGGACAAUCUAUCUGACUAACAGAGCGACGACAUUAAUUUAUUGUGAGAGAAAAAAAUAACAAAAGCAAAGCCUAAGUGCGGUCAGUUAGGAGAUAAAGCGCAAUUGAACGCUUCAUUCAGAUUGAAUCGUUUUGAAAAUUACAAAUGUCCAACUGCAAAUCAUAAAUAAUCGCGUGUGUGUGCGUGUGAGUGUGUGUUCGACGACUUUAUUAUUGGCGUGAUUCAACGAGCGUGUUACCUCCUUGCUCUGUUUGACGUUUGACAUUAAUUAGUAACACAUUUGAUGUGUGUUUUGAAUUAGAAUAACAACAAAAAUUAACAACAACAACAACAAAAUUGUCAUGUCUCUGGAUUAACCGGCAAUUAGAGACAGCGAUUUAAUAGCAGAAGUAUAGAGCGCCAAUGCCAUGACAACGCUGCAACAGCAAACUAUUUUGAAUGAUUCAGCAGCCGCAACAAAUGGAAUUGUUGAGAUGGAAUUGUUUAUUUCAAUAUUGCUUAAUAAAUAGCUAAACAAACACAAAAAUCGCACUGUGCGAAAAUAUAACAAAAUAAACAAACUCAACGAAAAGGAAAUUUUGACUACAAACUAGCAGAUAAUUCUAUAUUUUAUAAGCAAAAAGGACUAGAACUAAGAAACCCGGCUACUCGCGACGCUACUCAUCAAUUAAACCUAAAGGGGAUUGCUGAAACUACACAAACUCAACAAAACAACAGCUUUGCAAUACCAAAAUGUUUAUAAAACUCUAAGAAGGAUAAGUCUUCGAUGAUUGUUGUUGGACGACGACAAAGCCAUGAAUGAAUUUAACCUUAAACAAAAAAUAAUUUACAUAUAUUUUUCUGCCAUCUUUACAUUGUCUACAUAAAUAUCGAAACAAAAAAGGAAACUAAAAAUCUACAACUAUACAACGUAACAAACGAAAAACUUUUAAAAACAAUUUUUACUCGAAAGAUAAGGACAAGAAGAAAAAAAUUAAAACCAAUUCUCUCACCAAACAAAAAUUCCCAUUUUGGCAAAAUUACGUUUUUCCUCUACUCCCUGCAACGCCACAGUCCACAAUUGAAAGUCGUUGUGCCGCCGCCGCCGCUGCCUUUGCCAUAUUGAAAACGAAACCAUUCAUUAAACGCUCUCUUUAUUUUUGUAUUAUUUAUUUAACAAAUCUUUUUGUUUAAACAAAAAACGGAAAAUCGACAACGGAAAACAAUGUUUAAAAUACGCCAACGUAGCUGUCUUUUAUUGACCUUAGUCUUAAUUUUGUUGCCAUGUGUUAUUGUACUAAUGCUAAUGGGUCCAGAGCUAUCCACCGAACAGGCGUUGUCACAACGUUUGGGUGAGUGUCACAUGCGUCUGCAGUAUCUGGAGACGAUGUAUAGGACGCGUCAGGAGGAUGUUGCCCUGCUGUCGCAAUAUCUCAUACAACUACAGAAUACCAGCAAUGGUGUUACGGCCAUACCAGCUGCUGCUCCUCCUGCUCCCGCUUUGCUGGAUAAGAACUCCACCAGCCUCAUCAACUCAGCCCCGGCCUCCCUGCUCGAUGGCCUCUCCGCCGAGGCCCGACAAAUUCUCCGCAAUGCCUCUCAACUGCAUUCCCAGCAAAUGCAUUUGUCCGGCUCCUCAAAUGUACGCCUGCCAACCGCCUAUCAUUUCCUACCCCAUCUCUCCGACGAUCCAAAUUCAUUGCGUCCCGCUUUACUACGUUCCCGAGGACGUUCCGAUGUUAGCAUUGUCUUGGGCAUACCAACGGUAAUGCGAGAAAAGCAAUCCUAUCUUUUGGGUACAUUGCACAAUCUAAUCGAAAACAUGAACGAAGAGGAACAGAAUGAGACUCUGAUCAUUGUCUAUAUUGGCGAAAAUGAGCCCGAGAAUGUACAGAACAUAGCCAAAAGUGUGGAAAUAGCCUUUGAGCCUUAUCUCGAAUGUGGCCUCAUAGAAAUAAUAGCCCCCUCGCCAUCGUAUUAUCCGAAUUUUGAUAAAUUGAGAAUAACAUUGAACGACUCGUUGGAAAGGGUCAAGUGGAGAAGUAAACAGAAUUUGGAUUUUGCCUAUUUAAUGGCCUAUGCGCAAACGAAAGGCACAUUUUAUGUCCAACUUGAAGAUGACAUUCUGGCUAAACGCCACUUUAUAACGACAAUGAAAAAGUUUGCCAUCACAAAAAGCGCUUUGACCAAACCGGAUCAGCCGCCCUGGUUCCUGCUAGACUUUUGCCAAUUGGGUUUCAUAGGGAAAAUGUUCAAAUCGGCCGAAUUGCCUUAUCUCAUAACGUAUUUCCAAAUGUUUUACAAUGACAAACCAGUCGAUUGGCUGUUAGCCUAUUUCAUGGAAUCAAAGGUGUGCCGUAAUGAUCUCGAUCAGAAGCAUUGCAACCAGGAGAAGGCCAAAUAUUGGCUGCACUAUAGACCCUCACUGUUCCAGCAUAUUGGUACAAGCUCAUCGCUCAAGGGAAAAGUGCAAAAGCUCAAGGACAAACAAUUUGGCUCAAAGGUGCCCACAUUUUAUGCCCACAAUCAUAAUCCUCCGGCGCAGGUGAAAACGAAUAUUUCGCCCUACAAAAAUUACCAAUUAAAAAGGGCAUAUCGUGGUGAGACCUAUUUCUGGGGCCUUCUGCCACAACCCGGCGAUUUGGUGCAGUUUAUUUUUGAAAAACCCACAUUGCUGAAGCAUUAUCUGUUUCGCAGUGGCAAUUCAGAACAUCCUUCGGAUCGUUUUUAUAAUACAACUGUUGAAAUUCUACCCGCCGAUACAUUGAGUGAAAGCUCUGGGGUCUGGAGUUCAUAUAAUUCCACAACAGAUGGUUAUCUGAUAGUGGGAUCAUUUGAUAAUAUGGGUGUGGCCGAGGGUUCGCUGGAUGUGAAAAUUGGGGCCAUCAAGGAAAUACGUUUACAUGUGCAUGGGGAUAGCGAAAAUUGGGCGCUGCUAAGUGAAAUAGAUUUGCAAGCUGAUAACAGUAACAAGAGAUGAUGGACAUAAAGUGGAGGAGGAGAAGGAGGAGGAGUUGGCAAUGUCACAGGGUGAUGAGCACCAACGAUGGGUUUUUUAAACGUUAUUUUUAUUAUGUCACGUUGUCUACUAAUUUACAAACCCUUGACCAUGCUUUUUGGAAUUGGAGAAGAACAAAACGAAAAACAUUAUGAACUACUGAAAAUCCUCCCAAGCUGUGUGUUUUUUGUUUGUGCCAUGGAAUAUAACAAAAAAUAUGACCUACACGACGAUGACAGCUUCAACAAGAAUUUGUAUUAUAUUUUUCUCCACGAUGAUAAUGAUGUCCUCUAAGGUGUUUAUUUUCUAAGUGUUUUUUUACAAUGCAAACCUACAGGUAGAGGUCCACUUGUAUAUACAUAUAUAUGCAACCCAUAUGUGUUGCAAAUGUCUAAAAUACUACAUUUACUAUAUAUAUACAUAUGUGUGU